AUGGAGACUGAGUUUGGAGUUACUCUUGCCCAACUCUAUGAGUGGAAUCCCAGCAUUGGAAAAACAUGUACGAACCUUUGGCUCGGAUAUGCCUACUGCGUCAAGGGUCCCACCGCCACGGCGAGUAGCUCAGCUGGUACGCCUACACAGACUGGCAUCGCGUCCAAUUGCAACGAAUAUUAUACGGUCGUUUCCGGGGACUCGUGCGCGGCGGUCGAGGGUGCGUUCGAAAUAACAUUUGCGCAGCUGUACGAAUGGAAUCCGGUGAUUGGGUCAGAUUGUCAGUAUUUGGAUGUUGGCUAUGCCAUUUGUGUUGGCGUUUCAUAG
Molecule: messenger RNA, 327 nt
Organism: Penicillium psychrosexuale
Lineage: Eukaryota; Fungi; Ascomycota; Eurotiomycetes; Eurotiales; Aspergillaceae
Product: LysM peptidoglycan-binding domain-containing protein
Exons: 2
Coding region: 1-327 (108 amino acids)
Source: RefSeq, a predicted model, not a curated record